AUGGGUAGACAAGUUAUGAAAACAAGAGGAAGACCAAGAAGAGAACCAGUUUACACGCCUCCAUUUUUCCCUCCAGAAUUAUGGUCUGUAGCUGAAAGGUUAUCAUCAGGAUUGUCCAGGACGACAAAUGCGGCAGAAUCCUGGCAUAGAAAAUUAAAUAGAUUAAUAACGCCACAUCCUGGACUACAUAAAUUAAUCAACACCUUACAAUCUACUCAGAACGAAACUGAAGCAGUAAUUGAGAUGCUACUUUAUGGGCGCAGUAAUAAAAAAAUGAAAAUUCAAGUUCAAUCUCACAAUAUACGUUUAAAAGAAGUGCAACAAAGACUCUUAGCUGAUCCAGGAUAUGAUUUACUAGAGUAUUUAAGAGGAAUAGCACAAAAUUUAAAAUUUUAA
Messenger RNA from Rhopalosiphum padi (bird cherry-oat aphid), 396 nucleotides. RefSeq lists its product as uncharacterized. The coding region runs from base 1 to 396 and encodes 131 amino acids. The record is from RefSeq and is a predicted model, not a curated record. Lineage: Eukaryota; Metazoa; Arthropoda; Insecta; Hemiptera; Aphididae. The transcript is spliced from 2 exons.